Messenger RNA from Arabidopsis lyrata subsp. lyrata, 1117 nucleotides. Its product is annotated as methylesterase 2. The transcript is spliced from 3 exons. Gene Ontology annotation, molecular function: methyl salicylate esterase activity; methyl jasmonate esterase activity; methyl indole-3-acetate esterase activity. Gene Ontology annotation, biological process: salicylic acid metabolic process; jasmonic acid metabolic process. NCBI's taxonomy places the organism in Eukaryota, Viridiplantae, Streptophyta, Magnoliopsida, Brassicales, Brassicaceae. The record is from RefSeq and is a predicted model, not a curated record. The coding region runs from base 152 to 988 and encodes 278 amino acids.
UUUUGCAAAUAAAAUUUCUAAAGUUGUUAUUUCUUUCUUUGAAGAAAAAUUCGAAAUUGUAAUUCUCAGUGAAAUCGUAAAAGAAUCUCACGGAAAGCGACAAUUUUAGAAAAUUCAACGAUAAGCUUUAUUAUCUCUCUACUUAUGUGUUAUGUGUGGAUGUGUGAAGAGUAGGGAAAAGUACGAGAAGAAAAUGAGUGAGGAGAAGAGGAAGCAACACUUCGUGCUAGUACAUGGUAUGUGUCACGGCGCGUGGUGCUGGUACAAGGUGAAGCCGCUGCUCGAGGCUUCAGGCCAUCGUGUAACCGCCUUAGACCUAGCUGCUUGCGGUAUAGACACUACCAGGUCAAUCACUGAAAUUUCCACAUGCGAAGAAUAUUCUAAGCCAUUGAUGCAGCUAAUGACUUCAUUGCCGAAUGAUGAGAAGGUUGUGCUCGUUGGUCAUAGCUUUGGAGGUUUGAGUUUAGCCAUAGCCAUGGAUAAGUUUCCCGACAAAAUCUCUGUCUCUGUCUUCGUGACUGCUUUCAUGCCCGACACCAAACACUCACCAUCUUUCGUCGAAGAUAAGUUUGCAAUAAGCAACAUGACACCAGAAGGAUGGAUGGGCACUGAGCUCGAGACGUAUGGUUCAGAGAAUUCUGGCUUGUCUGUGUUAUUCAGCACUGACUUCAUGAAGCACCGUCUCUACCAACUUUGUCCUAUUGAGGAUCUUGAGCUUGGAUUACUUCUAAAGAGGCCUGGAUCAUUGUUUAUUAAUGAACUAUCGAGGAUGAAGAACUUUUCUGACAAAGGGUAUGGAUCUGUUCCUCGAGCUUACAUAGUGUGCAAAGAGGACAACAUUAUCUCGGAAGAACAUCAACGGUGGAUGAUCGAUAAUUAUCCGGCGGAUUUAGUGAUUGAGAUGGAAGAGACAGAUCAUAUGCCAAUGUUUUGCAAACCUCAACUACUAAGUGACCAUCUAUUGGAAAUCGCCGAAAAAUUCUCUUAAAUAAUAUUUUGAUGAAAAUGUAUUUGGAGUUGAUACAUUAAUCAAGUGUGUGUUCUAAAAUAGAUAUUUCUAAAAGUUAAGACUUUAUUCCUUACUAUGGUUGCAAUGAGAAACCUAACAGUCAAUGUA